This is a messenger RNA of Zea mays, 1175 nucleotides long. Its product is annotated as embryo-sac basal-endosperm-layer embryo-surrounding-region 2. The transcript is spliced from 5 exons. Bases 27 to 941 code for a protein of 304 amino acids. Lineage: Eukaryota; Viridiplantae; Streptophyta; Magnoliopsida; Poales; Poaceae. The record is from RefSeq and is a predicted model, not a curated record.
UAGAGAAAUAUAACCAUCCUUACAAAAUGCCACACGAUGUGUGCCUUGUGCUAUUGCUAUUUGUUGUUCUUGCAAAUCUUGAAACUACAAUAUCAAUCCAUCAUAGUCAUCCAAGUAUGAGAGUUUUAUCCCGAAAUAUGAGCUCUUCAUUCACCAGUGCUGAUCCAGUAAGAAUUGAGGCAUCAACUGAAUCAAACCUUGUACAAAAUUAUGCAAGAUAUAGAGCAGACAGCCCCCCUACUGGUGGAUAUACAGGUGGCAUGGCAACUAUAGAUGUUUACAGUCACCAAUAUAUAAAGAGCGGAGAAGUAACUGCUGCAAUAAUGUGGGUGUCAAAUGGCAAGACUGACCAGCUGAGUGACUUAAAUGAUAUACAAGCUGGAUGGGCGGUUGAUCCAUCCAGCUAUGGAGACAACAAGACACACUUUUUUGUAUAUUGGACGGCUGAUGGAUACAAAUCCACUGGAUGCUUUAACCUGGACUGUAAUGGUUUUGAACCAGUGAAUGAUGCUCCUAUCACACCAGGAGAUAUUUUAGAACCAGAAAAUGGCCACUCUAAAAUAUCAUUCAAGAUAUUUAAGAAUAAAGAUGAUGGAGAUUGGUGGCUACACUUUGGAUAUGACAUAAACAACCUGAAACCCGUUGGAUUUUGGAAGAAAAGUAUAUUCACCAACUUGCAGGAUCACGCUGGAUUCAUAACCUGGGGUGGUUAUACUAGGAGUCCCAAUGGAAAUGCAAGUCCUCCCAUGGGCAAUGGGCAAUGGCCUGGAAAAAACUCAGCAAGUGUUCAAAAUGUUCAAUUUGUUGAUUCUACUGGCCAGGGAUAUGCACUACCGGCUUGGGCUCUUCAUGUCUCUAUAAGCAACAAGAAAUGCUACCAACUUAGCACCUUUUUUGAUAGCAUGUUCUACUACGGGGGUCCAGGCGGUUGCACUGAUUAGCAACCUUCAACAUUUGAAGCACCCAUAUAGCUUCUCUAAUGAAAUAAAGAGCUUCUUUGCCAAGGCUAUAUAGCUUAUCACCAGUUUUUUUCCCGAUAACCUUGUCACCAGUCUUGUAUCAUCCUCUAUUCAAAUCUAAUGACUGUCAUAUACCUCUAAGUGUUUGGCUCGCCAUAUGUAAUAUUAUCAUAUUGCGGAGAGUAUAUGAUUCCUUCCGGUCUUGUUCAUGUACAA